AUGAAUACCGCCGGCCUUUCUGUGAGAAAGUACAGUGAAAGAGACCAGUUCCAUGCAGGGUUCAGAAUCGAUGCCACCAAAAAUGAACAGGAUGCCAGUAAAAUGUUCAUUGGGGGACUUUCUCCAGAACUGAACAAGCAAGCACUUCUGAAAUACUUGUCACAUUUCGGUGAGGUAAUUGAUUUUAUCAUAAAAAUAGACCCAAAUACCGGCCUCUCUAGGGGAUUUGGAUUCGUGCUUUUCAAAGAUAGUUCUGCCGUAGAGAAGGUGCUGCAAGUGAAAGACCACAAAGUGGAUGGAAAGAAAGUAGAGUUUAGAAGGGCUAAAGCCGUUGAAUCUCAAUUCCCCAUCAAAAAGGUUUUUGUGGGUGGGUUGAACCCUCGAGUUUCUGAAGAAAAAAUAAGAGCCUACUUUGGCACAUUUGGGCAGAUAGAGGCUGUUGUGCUUCCACUGUGUUCAAAUACACAAAGGAGAAGAGCUUUUGGCUUUAUCAAAUACACGGAGGAAACCCCUGCUAGAAAGGUCUUAGAAACCAGGUUCCAUUUCAUUGGUUCCAGCCGUUGUGAAGUUAAAAUGGCACUCCCAAAAGAAUAUCCUGGAAGACAGAGUAAAAUUAAAGCUAAGGCUAUGGUUAGUGAAAGAAAAGCUAUUCCAGCUGCUGGGUUUGAAAGCCACUGGAGAGGAGAAUGCAGCCAAGGCUUCCAAUUUAUGGCUAACUCAGAUGCACAAGAAGACAACCUAGAUGCCCAAAGAACUAAUCCAUAUACUUUCAGAGCAAACUCAAAUAUCACUGUGACCAAUGCCAAUGGUUUCAGGGAUACCCCCAGUGAAUUGCAGGCAAAUUCCAAUACUUUGGGGACAAAUUCAAGUGCUUUCAUGGCAUGCCAGCAUGUUUCCAGGCCAAUCACAAAUACUGUAGGGGUAAGCAACUAUGCUCUGGGGUCAAACACAAAUGCCGUCUGGGCAUAUCAGGAUGUUCUUGGUUGGGCAAGUCCAAAUGCCUUCAGGACAACCCAGUACACUUUGGAACCAUACCCAAAUCCUUUUGGAGUAAGCCAAUAUGCUUUGGCAUCAUAUCCAAAUGCUUUUGGGAUAAGCCAAUGUGCUAUGGGGGCAACCCCAAAUGUAUUCUGGACAUACCAGUAUCCUUUGGGAACGUACCCAUAUGCUUUUGGGCUAAGCCAGUAUGCUUCUGGGACAAGCCCAAAUACUUUUGUGACAAGUCAGUAUACUCUGAGUGCAAACUCAAAUGCCUUCAGGCCAAAUUACUAUGCCUUUGUGGAAAACCCAUAUGAUUUCUGGACAAGACACUAUGCUUUAGCAGCAACCCCAUGUGCUUUCAGGGCAUGCCCAUACGAUCUCUGGGCAAACCCACAUACUUUUGAGGCAAGUCAGUAUGCUGUCGGAGCAACACAAAAUGGCUUUGGAGCAAAUGGGAACUUCUAUGGGACAAUUGGAAGUGGCAGAAGCACUGAAGGACUUAAUUUCUCUCAAGUACACGGCAAUUUCCUGAAUGUAUGCAAUACCCUUCCAGCUUUGCAAGGCUCUAAUGGAGAUUAUUUCUUCCUAUACAGCUAUAGGGCUUAUGACUUGGGAUCUGUUCUUAAUUACAAUGUGCAAAUAAAUCAGCCCUCUCCCCUUGGUAAUGUUUACCAGGGAAUUUAUUCAGCAUUUGAAGCCUAA
Molecule: messenger RNA, 1683 nt
Organism: Cricetulus griseus (Chinese hamster)
Lineage: Eukaryota; Metazoa; Chordata; Mammalia; Rodentia; Cricetidae
Source: RefSeq, a predicted model, not a curated record